Messenger RNA from Folsomia candida, 1098 nucleotides. Its product is annotated as histidine protein methyltransferase 1 homolog. The transcript has 4 exons. The record is from RefSeq and is a predicted model, not a curated record. Gene Ontology annotation, biological process: peptidyl-histidine methylation, to form tele-methylhistidine. Gene Ontology annotation, molecular function: protein-L-histidine N-tele-methyltransferase activity. NCBI's taxonomy places the organism in Eukaryota, Metazoa, Arthropoda, Collembola, Entomobryomorpha, Isotomidae. The coding region runs from base 32 to 1015 and encodes 327 amino acids.
ACGAAUAAAAUCUUGUGGGAAACUGUUGAUCAUGUGCAACAAACAACAAAAAAAUCAUACUCGUUGUUUUCAUAUUUCUAUUUCAGUUUGUUUACAAAUGUUCAAGUUUUUUCCAGACGAGGAUGAAGUGGUGGACACUUCUGGUGCCGACAGAAAGGCGUCACCUCUGCGACCUUGCAUCGAAGUCAAGAUUCGACAGGAGCACUAUGACCUUGCCCAGGAGACCCCAGUGGUCAAUGCUGGAGGGACAAUUCCUUUAAACCUCAAGUACAUUAACGUCCGCGAUCUGCUCAAAUCUUCAAAAGUCACAGGUGACCCGAAUGUCAAGUCUAUCCUGACCUCCUCUUCUGACCUCGUCCCUGGUCUCUAUGAAGGUGGAUUUAAACUUUGGGAAUGCACCUUCGACCUGCUGUCAUACUUGGAGGACGAGAGUGGGAAAGCAGUCAGCAUAGGACCGGACACCAAAGUGCUUGAUCUGGGCUGCGGUCACGGACUUCUUGGACUCUAUGCGUUGGGAAGAGGAGCGCACGUCCUAUUUCAGGAUUAUAAUGAAGAGGUGCUCACUUUUCUAACAAUUCCAAAUACGAUUAGUAAUUUUGGAGAUGAAGGACUGUUGAGGGCAAGAUAUUUCGCAGGAGGUUGGGACUCCAUAAACGAAUAUGCAAAAAAUAACAAUGGGGGAAAAGAUUGGAAGUUUGAUACCAUUCUAUCGUCUGAAACCAUUUACAAUAUGGAUUACUUUGAGGACUUUCUCAAUCUUGUUGAUCUUUGUCUCAAACCAAGUGGUUCCUUGUAUUUGGCUGCAAAAACAUGCUACUUUGGGGUCGGAGGAGGAACUAACGCAUUCACAUCUCUGGUUACGAGCGACAAAUACAAUUUUGGAAUAAAUACUGUGAAAUUAAUUAAGAAUGGUAAUAUAAUGCUCCCAGUCAAUAUUCUAUAUUCAGUGUGCUUGUUUGUGCAUGUAGGUGUUCAACGAGAAAUUCUUCGGAUUUGCAGACUCAACGAAUCCUGACCUGAUGAAGAAAUAACUAUUUACAUAAAUAUUAAUUUUUAUUCCUCAUCAUUACUAACAUUAAAUUAAUGAAUUAUAACUUA